Solea solea (common sole) is the source of this 3133-nucleotide messenger RNA. It is a transcript of the gene prop1, whose product is annotated as PROP paired-like homeobox 1. The record is from RefSeq and is a predicted model, not a curated record. Gene Ontology annotation, molecular function: DNA-binding transcription factor activity, RNA polymerase II-specific; RNA polymerase II transcription regulatory region sequence-specific DNA binding. The coding region runs from base 2369 to 2926 and encodes 185 amino acids. Lineage: Eukaryota; Metazoa; Chordata; Actinopteri; Pleuronectiformes; Soleidae. The transcript is spliced from 2 exons. Gene Ontology annotation, biological process: regulation of transcription by RNA polymerase II.
GUCAUCUGAAUUUUAGAAUUGUCCUUUGAAGCAGUGGAUGACUACAUCUGGAGGAAGGCGAUGCAACAUAGUGGAAGUCAGCUGCCAUGAAAUACUAAAGCUUAAAGGGCUGUUUCACCCAAUUCUUUUGUUACACCUUGUUUAAAUGAAGCGUAAACAAUUCUGAUGCUGCUGUGUUUGUUGAAUUCACAUUUUAUUGUAGAGUUUUGACCUGUUUCUUAAAAUUGAUAAAACAUUUUUUUAGAUCUUUUACUCAUAAAACUUGUUAUAAUUUACAGAAACACAGUGAAGAACAGCGUAGGGCUUUUAUUUUCUUUAAAGCCAGUCAUUUAGAUGUCAAUCUUUUGUCAAACCCAACUUUCUCUGUUGUUGAGGUAAUGAGACAUGUAUCUCAGAUCCAUUGUCUGAUGAUCAAAAAACACAUGUAUCUCUGGAUAUUAGUAAAAGAAAAAAUGUUAUAUUUUUGGGGCAGUGUCUCAAACAGCGAGUCAUGACACCAAAUCUUAGACCCUCCAUGUGCCUGGGGCAACACAUUUCCAUAAAGUAAUUCAAAUAUACACACACAGCAAAUUGUACAUGUUUAUUAGUUCAUUUAUUUCGAUCACAGGAAUUCACAAAUAAAUGCAUGUACAUCUGUGUUGACACAUUAAACACAUUCUUAUAAAUUAAAUAGCAGCAUUCUGCAACAAAGAAAUAGACCGAAAAGGUGUAGGCUGAAGCUUAUUUUGCCUACCCUACAUGUAGGUACUUAUGUUACCUGUCAGCGUGUGAUUUAUAAAACAAAAACCCUUAUAAUUAAAAUAAGGAAAAUAUAUUACUCUUUUCAUAUAUGUAUUCAUAGUCCGGAGUUUAAAUGUUUUUUGAGUUCAAAUAGUACAUAAUUUCAAUUCCUCUGUUCCACACAUUCACAGCUGAUAUACAAUUUUUCUUCAAGUUUGUUCUAAAUGUUGUUGUUUUUUUUGUUUCCUCUGAGCUGAUAGUGACUCCCUCUGGUUGUGAAAAGAUUAUGUCUUGUAUUUGUCAGGAGAUCAGCUUUUGUUUUAUACAUAAAUAUGUGUGAUGAGCGUCCCACCCUGAAGACAUCAAAACAACAAUAGCCAGUUAUAGUCAAAGCUUUUUAACAAUUUUAACAAUUUUAACAAUUUCAUCAUAAGUUGAUCUGGUACUCCUCAGAAAUGGUCAGCAAAGAAGUAAGACCAUGAGGUCCUUCACUAAAUGUAGUACAAGCACAUUGUGGACACUUUAAUGCACUCCCCAACCUCUUACCCUAAUCUUAAUCAUCACAAAUAACCCUAAGAGCAAUUACUAAUUCUCAGAAUGCCUUCUAAAGUUGUGAGGACUAGACAAAAAUGUCCUCACAAGGUCAAAAUGUCCUCUCAGAGAUAGGUUUGAAUCAAAAUGUGUCCUACUUUACGAACACACACACACACAAAAGUGCAAUGUCUUUGUAUGCACUCCACUCGUCCCCACUGCACACCUGCAGGUAGGUAAAGGUAAACCCCCAGGGGUGGGAUGUGGGCACCACAUGUGACUUGAUGGUCAGUUGUAUGUGUGGAUCAGACGGUGCACAGCAGAGCAGCGGUUAUGGCUCAGGUAAAAGCAGACUGUGAAGAGGUUUACUCUGACAUGGCAACCGUCAGUUCCAGUGCAGGUGAGUCCAAUAAAUAGUUUUUAGAUUAGAUAAAAAUAUUUUAAUUCAGCAAUGGUUACAUUCCGCUUACAUUCAGUAAUUACAAUUAAGGUGCUGUACAGUGGUUGACUAGUGAGUUGGUUUUAGAGGAAUUAUACAAGAAUGUGUGUAUGGAAAUAUUAAAAUGUGCUAAUUAUAAGCGCUGAUUUUUUUCUCUUCCACCACUAUUUACAGCUUUGUAUUUUAUGUUAGUACAUUUUUAUAGAUUUUAUAAUUAUGUUUAUUUUACAUUUUUGAGACAGUUUGAAGAGUUCACAAACUGCCAGGUCAGCAUCCACUGUCUUUUCCAGCUAUGACAACAUGAAUAGACGAGGUCACUCCAGUCUACCUUUUUGACAAAUUAGUCACUUUGUUAGAGACUGUGCUUUUAAUCUUUGUGAAAUCCUCCCGUUUCUGGCAUUUCUUUCUCACGAGCUCGUCUUUGGCAGCUAAAGCUCUCGGGCUCUCAGGUUGCCUGAUGGCAGUGGGAACCAUUAAGUCACUGUAAUCCCUCCUUUUUCAGAGAGUCACUGGUGAAAUGUGCGCUUAGAAUUUAGGGACACUUGUUUUUAUCACACCCAACCACCCAAAAGAAACUGGAGAAAAGUCUUUUCAGCAACACGCCUUGACCUUUUCUUCCCCCUCCUGAAAACAGAUAUAGGAGUGCCGGUGAGGAAGGGAUCAUUAUGUGAGACCUCCAUGGUUGCUGGUCUCAGCCGGCGCAGCAGGGUUUACCCCUCCCCAGCGAGGAGACGCCACCGCACCACCUUCAGCCACAAGCAGCUGGAACAGCUGGAAGUGGCCUUUGGACAAAACCAGUAUCCUGACAUCUUCUACAGAGAGGAGUUGGCUCGCAUCACCAAACUCAACGAGGCUCGCAUACAGGUGUGGUUUCAGAACAGAAGAGCCAAGCAGCGUAAGCAGGAGCGAGCCUCUCAGAAGAUCCUCUCAGUGGGUGUGAUGUCAGGCCACAGGUCUCUGCUGGGAGGCAUGCAUGUCCAGCCCUCCAGCAUGGCUCGACAGUACUACACGCAGCCCCUCGCUCACAUCCCACGCCUUUCCCCCAUGUUGUCCUCAGGGACAUACUCCCCACACCCGGGUCCGGUCAGCCAGUGCCCGUGCCCCAGCAUCCCAACUCAGCCGGCCUCUCAACGCCAGCACGAUGACUGGUACAGCCCUCUGAUGGGCAACCUCCCCUCUACCAUGUUCUCACUGGCCUCCAUGCAGCCUCUGGACCCAACCUCUCACUGGAGCUAAGAUGUAACCACGUGAAUGUGUAUUUUUUUUUUUUUUUUUUUUUUUUACAAUAAAACACAUUUAAAUGAUUGAUUUAGUCUGUAGAUUUAAAUGUGUUGCAUUGCUUUCAAACGUGACUCUUCAUUUUCUGUUGCAGACAUCUCGCUUUGGACUGAAGUUUAUGUUGCAGGUUUUUGUUCACAUUUACUUUAAACUGAGCAUGAAGCU